CUGCAACUUUCCUUAAAAAAUGUUCCGUCCUCCCAACAUGGAAUUAUAGUCCUCGAAAAGAAACCAGCAUUAGAAAACAAUAUCAAAGUGCUAGAAAAAUGGAAGAAUUUUUUAAAAAAGCAAAAAUAAAAAAACAAUAAAUUCUAGAUUUAUUCAUUUCGUGGUUAUACGAAUGUACGUAGAAAAUGUCUUAUCAAAUUCUCGAUAGCAUGAUCUUCGGGCAAUCAAGUCAAAAGGUUAUAAUUACGAUAGAGUUGCCAACUUUUUUUACAUCUGUAGGCUUUACGAGCAUAUUCAUUAGUUUCUGGUCCAUUCAUUGGCGUACAUUCAACAGCUUGAACAGUAAAAAUGAGUUCAUCAGCUGGAGAAAAGUUAUGGGGCGGUCGUUUCAAGGAAAAUAUCGACGAACAGAUGGAAAAACUUAACUCAUCGAUUAGUGUAGACAAACGAAUGUACGCUGAAGAUAUACAGGGAAGUAUUGCUUAUGCUAGAGCUCUGAUGCGGGUGAAUUUGUUGUCAAAUGACGAAGGAGCUGCUAUAAUUGAUGGACUGCAAAAGAUUCGGAUCGAAUGGGAAGAAGGACAUUUUGUCUUGUGCUCUACUGAUGAGGAUAUUCACACCGCAAUCGAGAGAAGACUGACAGAAAUUAUAGGUAUAGCAAUUGCUGGUAAACUGCACACAGGAAGAAGCCGAAACGAUCAGACGAUAACGGACACUAAAUUAUGGAUUCGAAAAGCCAUGGACGAAGUUGCCAAAGUGUUGAUAUCGUUUAUCAAAUUCUUCGUGGCGAGAGCUGAUGAAGAGAAAAUGAUCAUUAUGCCAGGUUAUACGCACCUGCAAAGAGCCCAACCGAUUCGUUGGAGUCAUUGGUUGCUCAGCCAUGCUUGGAAUAUGAAAAACGACUACACGAGGCUCGUCCAAAUUCGUGAAAGAGUCAACGUCAUGCCACUCGGCAGUGGAGCUUUGGCUGGAAACCCCUUCGGAAUAGAUCGUUUUGAACUUGCCAAAGAACUGGGAUUUUCUGAAAUUACAAAUAACAGUGUUCAAGCUGUGGGAGAUCGAGAUUUUGUUGUCGAAUAUUUAUUCUGGCUCUCAUUGACGUCGAUCCAUUUGAGUCGUCUGGCAGAAGAUCUCGUAAUAUACAGUUCUCAGGAAUUCAAUUUCGUUAAAUUCUCAGAUGGCUUCUCAACAGGGAGUAGUUUGAUGCCACAAAAACGUAAUCCAGAUUGUGUUGAGCUCAUCAGAGGAAAAACUGGCACCCUUAUGGGCAAAUUCGUGGGUUUUAUGGCGACCCUCAAAGGGCUUUCAUCCUCUUACAACAAGGAUUUGCAAGAAGACAAGGAAGUCCUUUUCACGAGCCACGACACGCUGUUCGCAAUGCUAAAAGUGUUGAAAGGAGCUAUGCAAAGUUUAUCAAUUGACAAAGCAAAAUGUCAGGCUGCUCUAGAAAAUUACAUGUUGGCGACUGACAUCGCUUAUUACCUCGUUCGUAAAGGGAUUUCUUUCCGGGAGGCUCACCACGUUGCAGGCAAAGUAGUAGCACAUGCCGAAUCUAAGAAACUUCAACUGCAAGAAAUAACAUUAAGCGAAUUGAUAUCGAUAAGCCAAAUGUUUUGCGAAGAUGUCACAGAAAUUUGGGAUUUUGAAAAGAGUGUCGAGCAGUACAGUGUUAUCGGUGGCACGAGUUUAUCAUCGAUCGAAAACCAGAUCCACCAACUUCGCCAAUGGUCCCGACAGUUGUGAAGCAAAUAUAUAAUGGAAGUUCCAAAAAUAUUUUUCCCCUUGAAUUUUACGAUCGACCAAUUUUCUCUUUGUCAACGUACGACGGAGCUAUAUUUUCUUCAAGAAGGCCAAUGAUAUGUAAAAAUACAUAUAUUAUUAUCUAUAUACAAUACUUUUUAUAAUAGUUAUAAUAUGAUAGGUGCAGCAACCAAGAUAUACAUAUAUAUUAUACAUA
This is a messenger RNA of Venturia canescens, 1957 nucleotides long. It is a transcript of the gene Argl, whose product is annotated as Argininosuccinate lyase. Lineage: Eukaryota; Metazoa; Arthropoda; Insecta; Hymenoptera; Ichneumonidae. Bases 349 to 1743 code for a protein of 464 amino acids. Gene Ontology annotation, molecular function: argininosuccinate lyase activity. Gene Ontology annotation, cellular component: cytosol. The record is from RefSeq and is a predicted model, not a curated record. The transcript is spliced from 10 exons.